UAAUUUUUUCAUUAUUUGUAUAAGUAAUUUGUAAAUAACUCUAAAAAUUGCCACCAGGGGCGCCAGCAUGGGAACCAAACAACUAAUUUAAACUUUUCAACAGGUGCUCAAACAUGAAUUACGAGGGUGAAGUAACACACAUAAACGAAAAACUGUUAACGUUCACAUUGGAUAACAGAGUGCUCGUACAAUUGGGCAUCCUGGUGAACCAAAACCCUCGACAAAAACUGCCGAAACUGAACACGAACGUUAAAAUAACAAAGAGUCACUGUUAUCCUAACAUGACACACCCCAAAGAACUGAUGUUGUGUUGCUGUUCGACUUUAACAGGUGAUCUAAGUGAGCCCUACGACAAACGCAACAAGCUAAAAAGGAUUAUACAUGUUAACAAGCUCGGGGUUACUGACUUGUUGGAAAUCAGUUGUAAUUUGGCUGUGAUAAAAAAGUACUUCACAAAUCUGGUGGAGCAGUAUCAAAACGAGUUGAUACUCAACAUUCUUGAUAUAGUGGUGAAAACAACAAAGUUACAUGAUGCCACAACAGACAAACCGUGCAUGAACAAAAUUCUACCUCAGUUUAAUUUAAUCUCCGUGAGCAAUUGCAAAUUCAUUGACCUUAAGUCACACAAGUACAACUUUAAAGGCUGGUUCCAUGGUGUCCAUCGGAAAACUAGACAGUGUGAAUUUCUGGUUGGCUUCAUAACUGUUAGCAGCAGAUUUGGCUUGUUACAAAUUAAAGACUCAAUGCACAGCAUGUUUAUUGUCAUCAUGAACACAAGUGGUGAACAAUUGGAGGGAUUAAUAAACAAUUUUGUAUUGAUUAAAAACUUUAAAGUCAUUACAGAAUGUUAUUCAGACCCAACUGUGCAAAAUUAUGAGUUCGUUUUGGCUGAUUUUAAUGAAUUGUUCAUUGUAGACGUGAACAAAGAUGCCAAAAAAUUAAUUCACAAUGAAGUACCAGAAAAUUAUAAGUACAAAUAUGAAUUAAAGUUCAGAGUUUUAAACAUCAGUUUGGUACAAGUUUCAAUGGAUAAAAGUGAAGCAGAAUUUUGGAUUAAAGCCCAAGUUUUGGAACAAACUGGCGAAAAUUUGCCUGAGAAUUGUUUUCUGUGCUUUCCAACUAGUUUUGUCAAAGUAAGCCUGUUUGUAGACCAAUUACAGACUUACAGAAUAUUAUAUAAUACUUCAUUGAAAUUAAUUAGAAACAAAGAAAUAUCAAGGGUUAAUCCAGUGCUUCAGCAAUACGAAAUAGUGGACCAGGACUCUGUUUUAGUUAGGUCACACGAAACAUUAUCAAAAACCACAUUAAUGAACACACAGGAGUGUAUGGAAGAGAUCAAAAACAACGGCAAACUAAUAUCGUUCCAGGGCGUAGUUUACAACAAGUACUUUUCAGAUCCAUUGAGCUCCAGGACGAAGAAGCGGAACAUUUCGGGAUUCGGGACUCCAGGUAAACAAACAGCUCAGCUAAAGUUCAUUGAUGAGCUGACUCAAAAACCGAGCUUAAAACUCUUUCUUAUUAACUGGGAAGGUUUGCUCACACCUUUGGGGUUGAUCCCCUACAUGAGGAUAGGUGUGAGAAACGUUACGACCCAAUCCAACUCGUAUUUGAAACCUACGGCGUUUACAAGGCUAGAAAUUUUGUCUUAUGAGCCUGUUACGCCUUUUAACACUGCGAAUUUGCGUUAUGACGGUGACUAUUUGGAUUGGGGGCAGCCCUAUUUCCUGGGGUUGGGUGCUAGCAUUCCCAAUAAUUGUGUGGUUUGGGGUAGGGUUAAUAAUUUGAUUGUUGUUAAUGUUAAAUUGUCUUACGACUGUGAGAAUUGCGGUGGUUGCUGCAAGAAAGGUUGCACAAUUGAUCCCAGCCAAUUGGACGUAUACAUUAGUAUGUUUGCGAACGACGAGACGGGCCACUGUAAAAUCAGUUCCAAAAGUCAGGAUGUGUUGAUGGUGUUGUUGGGUUUGAACAGGAAUCAAUUUAAGGUUUGGUUGGAGGCGUUUGCCCAAAUUGGACAGUUUAACUAUGAAAAAUUUGGUGUUAAUGAUUAUAAGGAUAAGAAAUUCGACAGACAGGCUUUUAAAAAGGCUUUGAUCGAAGUUUUCGAUACCAGAAACGAGAGAGAUUUGAUGAUUUUUGGGAUGAAGUGUAUUAAAAUUAACAAUGACAAAAAGGGGAUGUCUGAAAGACCAGCAUGGUUUUGUGUGGAUAUUAAAGAAAUGUGAACUGUAUUUUAUUCUAUUUAUUUGUAAUUAUUUAAUAAAGUUUUUAUACGUACUCUA
Messenger RNA from Aethina tumida (small hive beetle), 2279 nucleotides. RefSeq lists its product as uncharacterized. The record is from RefSeq and is a predicted model, not a curated record. The transcript has 7 exons. Lineage: Eukaryota; Metazoa; Arthropoda; Insecta; Coleoptera; Nitidulidae. The coding region runs from base 114 to 2222 and encodes 702 amino acids.